This is a messenger RNA of Batrachochytrium dendrobatidis JAM81, 1014 nucleotides long. RefSeq lists its product as uncharacterized. Bases 1 to 1014 code for a protein of 337 amino acids. The transcript is spliced from 2 exons. Gene Ontology annotation, molecular function: magnesium ion binding; tRNA guanylyltransferase activity. Lineage: Eukaryota; Fungi; Chytridiomycota; Chytridiomycetes; Rhizophydiales. Gene Ontology annotation, biological process: tRNA modification. The record is from RefSeq and is a predicted model, not a curated record.
AUGACUCUUCCAAAAUCUGCCCAAGAUGCACUUGUAUAUAUGUAUGAAUCAAAAGUUCAAAAAAGACUUAAGGAAUUGGAGGUGCGACAUGACAUAGCAGUAGCUCCAACAGAACACUACAUGAUUCGCAUAGACGGAGUUGCAUUCCAUACCUUUACCAAGGGAGUAGAGCAACCAUUUGAUAGUCGAAUUACCAGGGCAAUGGUGGAAACGACAAAAGAUCUUGUCGAUCGAUUUGGGUCUAUUACAGCAUACACUCAAUCAGACGAGAUUUCUCUUGUAUUUUCGGCUGCAGAGUUGUCAGAAUCAUCUCCUUAUCUGUCUUUGCUACAGUCUGCCACUUCAGAUAAGCGAAAAGUAAAGCGCCAACGAGGACCUUCAGAUUCAUCUUUAAAUCCUGAUGCUGCCAAAACCCAAGUUGGUACUCGCGUUCAUUCCUACAAUGGUCGCAUCCAAAAGCUUGCGUCUACAACUGCAUCGUAUGCAUCAGCACGCUUUAACUACCAUAUCUCUACUCCUGCAUCCCAAUGGGACUCACUUUCAUCGCUAACUGUUCGACAACGUAUGUUAUCUCAUUUAGCCUUUUUUGACGCAAGAGUCAUCCCUCUCACUGAUCUACAAGAUGCAUCUGAAACUAUUUUUUGGCGGUCCAAUUUUGAUGGCAUGCGAAAUGCCAUUUCACAUAUCUCUCAGUCAAAUUUUAAAAAAUCUUUAUUGCAUGGCAAGUCGGUUCGUGAUCAGUGUGCGAUGCUCGCAGAAGCCGGAGUUGAUAUAAUGGGAACGUAUGGAUGUAAACCCUUGUUUGGUACAUGGGUGAAAAAGGAGAAAUAUUUCAUGAAGGACGCUAUCAAUCCAAAAACGGGUGAACCAGUAUUGGAACCAGUGCUUCGGACAAGAUUGCGAUGUGGAUCAUUCAAUUGGGCUGAUUGGAGCGAAGAUGAACGACUCACAUUUACUGCAUCUAAAUACUGGCCUACAGAUGAAAGAGCACCUCCAAUGGAUUCUUUGGAUUAG